CCGCCCUCUCUCCCGCCGCCACCGGGUUCUAGGAAGAUGGCGAAGGUCACAGAGCGUUACGACGUGACUUGGGAAGAAAUGCGAGAUAAAAUGAGAAAAUGGAGAGAAGAAAACUCAAGAAAUAGUGAACAAAUCAUGGAAGUUGGAGAAGAAUUAAUUAAUGAUUAUGCUUCUAAGCUUGGGGAUGACAUUUGGAUCAUAUAUGAGCAGGUGAUGAUUGCAGCCCUAGACUAUGGUCGGGAUGACUUGGCAUUGUUUUGUCUUCAGGAGUUAAGAAGACAGUUCCCUGGUAGUCACAGAGUAAAGCGGUUAACGGGCAUGCGAUUUGAAGCUAUGGAAAGAUAUGAUGAUGCUAUACAACUAUAUGAUCGAAUUUUGCAAGAAGAUCCUACUAACACUGCUGCAAGAAAACGUAAGAUUGCCAUUCGCAAAGCCCAGGGGAAGAAUGUGGAGGCCAUUCGAGAGCUGAAUGAGUAUUUGGAACAAUUUGUAGGAGACCAAGAAGCCUGGCAUGAACUCGCAGAACUUUAUAUCAAUGAACAUGAUUAUGCCAAGGCAGCCUUCUGUUUAGAGGAGCUGAUGAUGAGCAACCCGCACAACCACCUGUACUGUCAGCAGUAUGCGGAAGUCAAAUACACCCAAGGUGGACUUGAAAACCUUGAGCUUUCAAGAAAGUAUUUUGCACAGGCACUGAAACUCAACAACCGAAACAUGAGAGCUCUGUUUGGGCUUUACAUGUCUGCAAGUCAUAUUGCUUCUAAUCCAAAAGCAAGUGCAAAAAUGAAAAAGGACAACAUCAAAUAUGCCAGUUGGGCUGCUAAUCAAAUAAACAGGGCUUAUCAGAUAGACCUGGCUUGGAUGUGCUGGCUGCAGUCCUCUUGGACUCCACAGAAUUCUUUUGCAGGUCGAAGUAAGAAGGAAACCAAAUACUCUCUUAAGGCAGUUGAAGACAUGUUGGAAACAUUGCAAAUCACUCAGUCUUAAGGUUGCAGAGACUCUUUGACAUUAGAUUUCAAAACUGUACAGCUGAACGUCUUGGCCUGUGACUUAUUUACUAAAUGCCAAGUGCUGUUUGCAUUCAUUUUCUUUGAAGAGGUCAGUUAUAAAGAAUGUGUUCAAAUAAACCUCAACUUGCCUUGUAUUGAUAAGCAGGGAGUUGGAGGGAGUCCAUGGAAGAGAGAUUCAAGACCUAUUGAUUGUAUAUCUGUCUUGUUGGCCCCAUUUACCUUAAAAAUAAACCAUGAUUUAUUAAACUCAUGCAUGAAAAUCCAGGUUUCUUUUGUUAUAUUGUAAUUAGUAUGCUAUUAUAGAGCUCAUUUGUCAGCUAAGUUCUUCUCAUUGGUGUUGAUAAAUUUACAAAAUUUAUAGCUUGCAGAAACAAGUUACUUUGAAUGUUUUAUAGUGACAGACUGGAUUUUGUGGCCUGUGUGAAUGUUUAUUAUUUUAAUUUGUUCUAAUAAUAAGUCUUGCUUAAAUUAUGCCAUUCUCUACACUUGAUAAUAUCUCUGAAAUUUUUUUGAUUUAUACAUUUUGUCCAUAAAAUGUUUUGAAGGUAAAAUGGGCCUUUUUACACAUUGUGUUUAUUACAACUUUUAGUUGUGAAAUAUAGAAAAUAUGUUUAGGAUCAUAGAAAUAUCAGUGAAAGAUAUUGUUAUCACUGGGACUACUUAGUUUUGGGUAUGAAGGGAAAAAUCUAAACUGUCUUUAGGAAUAAAAUUAUUACAGUUCUCAUAUACAGUCACCUCCUUA
This is a messenger RNA of Chionomys nivalis (European snow vole), 1749 nucleotides long. It is a transcript of the gene Emc2, whose product is annotated as ER membrane protein complex subunit 2. The record is from RefSeq and is a predicted model, not a curated record. Bases 37 to 984 code for a protein of 315 amino acids. Lineage: Eukaryota; Metazoa; Chordata; Mammalia; Rodentia; Cricetidae. The transcript is spliced from 12 exons. Gene Ontology annotation, cellular component: EMC complex. Gene Ontology annotation, molecular function: protein binding. Gene Ontology annotation, biological process: protein folding in endoplasmic reticulum.